Caenorhabditis bovis is the source of this 711-nucleotide messenger RNA. Lineage: Eukaryota; Metazoa; Nematoda; Chromadorea; Rhabditida; Rhabditidae. The record is from the annotation of a GenBank genome assembly.
AUGAUGUUCGCGUUCAACGUUCUCGUCGCUCUUAUCGCAGUUUUGACAGAUAUUGCAGUUGCGCCAGCACCUGGUGCAGCUUCACCAGCGAAGCCUGAUGGCACUUCCGUCCAGAGUGCCACUGGAUCUGCACUUCCAUCGCCAAAUGGAUCUGCUAAUCCACCUAAUGCAUCAAUGAGUGUCGCCAGCAAUGUCUCCCCAAUCAGUUCAGCUGCUAUCAGCAAUUCUUCAAGCGCAAUUGCAGCACCGAAUACUAAUUCAAAUGGACCGGCUGCGGCCUCUCCAAAGACAAUCAAUUCGACCGAAAAAGCUCAAGCUCCAAUAAAAGAAAAUGCGCCAAACAAGAUUGAGCGAAAAUUGGCAGUUGUCAUGAAUGAUCAAACUCCAUCGAAUUCUACUUUAGAGCAACCCAAAAAUUCUGUUAGCUCGACACCAAAAUCCGACGACGAGAAGAUUGAUGAUGAUGCAACGAUGACCGAAAAAAUUCGGUCGGUAAUUGAGACAUCGGUGACGUCACUUAAAAACGCGUUUGUUCAAGUCGGAAAAUUCAUCGCUGAUAUUUUCUCGACAGAUAAGAGCAGCGAGCGAAAAACGAUCAAGAGCAUUCCGACUAGAACUACUUCCACAAAAUCGCCUACCACAACGACUCUUGUUGCUCAAACUAAUUCCUCUGCUCCUGUUAACACACCAACAAACAUUAAAACAGCGUAA